Meloidogyne enterolobii is the source of this 1719-nucleotide messenger RNA. Lineage: Eukaryota; Metazoa; Nematoda; Chromadorea; Rhabditida; Meloidogynidae. The record is from the annotation of a GenBank genome assembly.
AUGAAACACAUUUCAUCGAAAAUACAAUUGACUGUUUUAAAUAGACCAACAAUUCCAUCAACACAUUCCCCUUCAAAAAAAUUUAAAAUACCCAAAAUAAAUUUAUUUAAAUAUUUAAUUAAUUUAAUAUUUUUAAUUUUAUUAAUUCCAUCUUCCCAACAAAAUUUUAUUAAUUUUGAAAAAAAUAAUAAAUUUUCUUUAAAUUCGCGUUGGAGGAGAUCUAUUGAAAUAGAAGGAUCAGAAGAUGUUUUAAAUUUAUCAGAACAAAAAAUAAAUAAUUUUGAUGAGAAUGGGCAACAAAAACGUGUUGCUGUUGGAAGUAGAAAUAGACGCCCAGAGAUAUUUCAAGCGCCCACUGACAGGAUUUCCGUUGUUCGAUCUCAAUUCAGAUUGAAAUUAUCCCGUUAUAGCAACCCUGCCCGUCGCAUGCAAAAUUUGACUACCUGCGCAUGCCCCCAACAAGAUCCCUCAAAUUGUGGUAGAGAUAUUGGCGGUAAUCGCUCUCCUUGCUACUUUUCUUUCGUUAUUGUUGCUAGUAGUGCAGAACAAACAGUCAAUUUCCGUUCUACACCUUUUGUAGUUAUUGGAGAUACAGGUGUUAUCGAAGCAAGUUUAGAACCAGAAUGGGGAUCUGAAUUGCAACUUGAUUUUUCUACAAAACCGCGUUUUGUUGACAUUUAUGCUUACAAUCUCGGCCCAGUUUUUAGUUUAUUGGAUGGAAGAAUUAUAAGUUGGUCAGAGACUUUGUGGCCUGUAGAUGCUUGGUCUUUGGAUUUAACAAAUGUAUUGCCUCACAGUUUUUACGAAUCUGGGCCUUUUUAUGAACAAAGGGAAUUGUUUGGGAGAUAUGACACAAACAGCGCGUUAAAUUUGGAAUUUUCUGUUAAAUGUAUUGGGGACUCGAUGGGGCCUGAAUGCGAUUUAAAUUGUAAAAGGAGAGAAGGAGAUAGUGAAAUGAAAACAAAUCAGAUUGAAAAGCCUAAUGAUUUGUAUAAAAAUGUUGGCGCACAGGCGGGAUGGACGAUUUGUGAAUCUGAACAGAGACGUUAUUUCGCCUGUCGCUUUCACGAUGCUAACAGACUACAAGUUGAUAAUUGUCGUUUUUGUGAAUAUGGGGUUAUUAAUGAAACUAUUUGUGUACACGAUCCUGUACAAUGGAAACAAGAACCUGAGAAUGUAUUUUACAAAUCUUGGACUAUUGUUCUUGGGGUGCUUCUUAUAGUUACUUUAAUUCUUUCGAUAUUGACUUGCUUCUUGUGUUGGAUUCUCCUUCUUCGCCGAUUCUCUUCCAAGUCAAAGCGUGAAUCUGCCCUAGCCGGCACUUACAGACGUGGAGGUGUUCCCUACAGUAUCAGUGGAAACGACUUCGGAGCCGCCUCUCGGUUAGGUGAUUCUCUAAUGCUCCACAAACCUCUCCUUCUUGGCAAUGGAAUAAAAACAAAAUUGACAAAUGGAAAAGAAGCAACUGACUGGACUUCAAAACAAUCAAAACCCCCAAUUUCUGUUAGACAACAACAACAACAAUUCCCGAUAAUGGGCGCUUCCCGUUCCCCUUCUGCUUCUCAACAUUGGAUGGCUGCUGCUGUUGGUAGUGUUGGUGAAAUGGGAGGAAGUGGGCCGAUAAUUACACAUACACAAAAUAGUCCUGAUACUAGUGAAAGUGAUUAUCGUCCAAGCCCAUUUACAACUCCAAGAAGAGAAGCGCUUGUAUAAUACAAA